Messenger RNA from Ixodes scapularis (black-legged tick), 1125 nucleotides. RefSeq lists its product as uncharacterized. Lineage: Eukaryota; Metazoa; Arthropoda; Arachnida; Ixodida; Ixodidae. Gene Ontology annotation, molecular function: metallopeptidase activity. The record is from RefSeq and is a predicted model, not a curated record. Bases 1 to 1125 code for a protein of 374 amino acids. The transcript has 10 exons.
AUGAGCCCGGUUGGUAUGACAAUUACUAUUUUGACAUUGCUAGUAACUGCGAGUCAGCUCGUAUGGGCACGAGAGUCGAUGCCAUCGAGUAUACCAGAAGUGAACCUGGCUGUACAUAUCGUCUACGACCGAUAUUUUGAAGCGAUCUCUAAAUUCAGAGAUGAAUCUGGAAGAUACCUCGACUACUUCACUACGUUUCUAAACAUCGUAGAGUUGUGGUUCCGAAGUUUUCAACUACCAAACAUCAAACUGACGCUGCACGCUGCUACUGAAGGCCCACUAAAUGAUAUAGACAACGAGCCAGAUGGGGACGAAGAAACUGUUGAAAAAACAAUGAGCGACGAAUCAAGCCAGGAGGAAGACUUUGACAAGUCCAAGACGCCAUUCCAACCUUGCCGGAAUAGAUCGGUAACAACGAAGAAAUUUAGAUACCACGUUGAAACUCAGGAUGCCUACAAGGGGGCGGACGUUGUCAUUUUUGUGACAGGCCUAUGUAUCAAUCUUGAAGCUGACGUCAAUAAAAAAUGGGAAGGACUUCCAAAAACCGGGCCAAUAUGCCCGGCAUCUGCCGUGGGUGUUGUCCACGAUGACGGCAAGACGUUUAACGGCACAAGAAGCGCGGCUUUGCAGUUGGCACUUAUGCUGGGCGCAAAUGAAGAUGCCGAAACGAACUGUAGUGAUAAGGAAGGAUACUUACUUGCAAAUAUGACCAGUGAAAGCCUCUACGAACUCUUCUUGUGUACCAAGAACGCGAUCUCGAGGUUCUUCCAGAAACAAAGAAAAAAUAAAUGUUGGAAUAGGACACCAACUCCUGCAAAGCACAACGAAAAUAUGCUUGCAAAUGAGUAUUACAAAGCAAAGGACACGAAUGAAUGUCAGGUUUCUUCAACAGACACUCAGGAGGUUGAAAAAUGCGAGCCCAGCGAAGUGUCAGAUCUUAAAAGUCAAAAUUGGAACACUUGCAAAGUAACAUGUUGUCCCAAAACGAGCGAAACGGAUCGAAGCUACACUACAAAUUCAGCUGAUGGAACACAGUGCCAAACUGGAAACAUAUGUCUCUUUGGAAACUGCAUACGUGAUCCUAGAAGUAAGACACUCAAGACUAAAAGAAGUGAAAACAAAUAA